Suhomyces tanzawaensis NRRL Y-17324 is the source of this 3523-nucleotide messenger RNA. It is a transcript of the gene NMA111, whose product is annotated as Nma111p. Gene Ontology annotation, molecular function: serine-type endopeptidase activity; protein binding. Lineage: Eukaryota; Fungi; Ascomycota; Pichiomycetes; Serinales; Debaryomycetaceae. Gene Ontology annotation, biological process: proteolysis. The coding region runs from base 318 to 3218 and encodes 966 amino acids. The transcript has a single exon. The record is from RefSeq and is a predicted model, not a curated record.
CAACGCUUCCAACGACAAGCAUUUCAAGCCAGCAGUUCUGGCAACUCACGCUCGUCACGCUACCUGCAGACUAGCAUUACCAGCCAAGUCCCGUCCGUUCUAGUUCCUAUUCUUCCCCAGGAUGUGGUGAUACCGUCGCGCGAGGUGUCGCCCUUACCCGGACACGCCAUCACACUACCAAACUUUUCACCUUUAUAGUUAAAUACCCGGGACGAAUCAACUCCACAACCAUCUAUAGAACCCUUCAUAUCGCUGCAUCCUUCGCAUUAUACACAUAUCCCACCUUUCCAUUAACAGCAUAGAUUACAACCCGCAAAAUGACCAAAAGAAAGUUAUCCAACGAGUCGUUGAAUGGAACAGCACCAAAGAGAGUUGCAAUCGAAGAGUCUCUGGACGGCGAAUACUACUCAGAAGCAGAAACGCCGAUCUUCUCGGAGUCCUCAUCUAUAAAAUGGCAGGAAGCCAUCACCAAGGUGGUCAAUGCGGUUGUUUCCAUCCAGUUCUCGCAUGUGACCAGCUUCGAUACCGAAACCUCCAUCGUCAGCGAGGCCACCGGAUUCGUGGUCGACGCAGCCAGAGGCUUGAUUUUGACCAACAGACACGUGGUGGGCCCAGGUCCGUUCUCGGGAUACGUUGUGUUCGACAACCACGAAGAAGCAGUCGUCAAGCCCAUCUACAGAGACCCCAUCCACGACUUUGGGUUCUUGCAGUUUGAUCCAUCGCACAUAAAGUACCUCCAGUUGACCCAGCUUGACUUGAAGCCCGAUUUCGCCAAGGUCGGCACCGAAAUCAGAGUGGUGGGUAACGAUGCUGGUGAAAAGUUAUCGAUCUUAGCAGGUUUCAUCUCCAGAUUGGACAGAAACGCCCCAGACUACGGUGUCUUGACAUACAACGACUUCAACACAGAAUACAUCCAGGCAGCAGCGUCUGCCUCUGGAGGAUCGUCGGGGUCCCCAGUCGUCAACGAAGACGGAUACGUCAUUGCAUUGCAAGCAGGAGGAUCGUCAGAAGCGUCCACAGACUUCUUCCUCCCAGUCUACCGUCCAUUGAGAGCUUUGCAGUGCAUCCAAAACAAGCAACCAAUCACCAGAGGUGACAUCCAGGUGGAAUGGCAAUUGAAGCCAUUCGAUGAAUGCAGAAGAUUGGGGUUGACCUUAGAAGCAGAAAAGCUUGCAAGAGAAAGAUUCCCCUCCAAGAUCGGUCUUUUGGUGGCGGAAUUGGUGCUCCCUGAAGGACCCGCUGAUGGCCUCAUCAAAGAAGGUGACACCUUGAUUUCCAUCAACGGCACUCCAAUUUCAACCUUCAUCAAGGUCGAUGAAAUUUUGGACGACAACGUGGGAAACGUGCUUGAAUUUGAAAUUCAAAGAGGCGAAGAAGUCGUCAAGCAUUCCAUCAAAAUUGGCGACUUGCAUGCCAUCACUCCGAAUGAAUACGUCGAAGUCGCUGGUGCGUCUUUCAACGACCUUUCCUACCAGAUUGCCAGAUGCUACUGUAUUCCAGUCAAGGGAGUUUUUAUCAACGACUCCUUGGGCUCGUUUGAGUUCGCUUCCUUCGAGAAAUCGGGCUGGUUGUUGGAAACGGUGGAUGACAAGCCUACUCCCGAUUUGGCUACCUUCAUCGAAGUAAUGAAACAAAUUCCCGAUCGCCAAAAAGUGACCAUCAACUACCGUCACGUCUCUGACCUUCAUACUGAGAACAUCCAGGUCAUUUACAUCGAAAGACACUGGCAAUCUACCUUCAGAAAAGCUAUCCGAAACGACGAGACUGGUCUCUGGGACUUCACCGACUUACAGGACAAACCGUUACCUCCUUUGCCUAAGGAGCCUCAGAACGCCAAGUUCAUUGAUCUUCCGUUCGACGAAGAGAAGCAAGGAUGUGCCUCUUUGGUCCGUUCGUUUGUUCAAAUCAAGGUGGUUUUGCCUAUCCCAAUGGACAGUUACCCCUACAGAAAGGAGACCUGUUACGGAGUGGUUGUCGACGCUGAGAAUGGAUAUGUGUUGGUUUCCAGAAGAUUCGUGCCCCAUGACAUGUGUGACUUGUUCGUUAUUUUUGCUGAAUCGAUCGACGUGCCAGCAGAAGUGGUGUUCCUUCAUCCCAACUUGAAUUAUGCCAUCAUCAAGUAUGAUCCAUCUUUGGUGUUGGCCGACGUCAAAACGCCUAAGUUCAGCAACAAGCCCUUGAAGAGAGGGGACAAGAGCUACUUCAUUGGAUACAACUACAACUUGAGAUUGGUCAGUGACGACGUCAAGGUCAGUGGAAUCUCCUCUCUCAACAUUCCAGCAACCUCGUUGUCGCCCAGAUACAGAGGAACCAACUUGGAGUGUGUGUUGGUCGACAACAAGAUUUGCCAGGAAUGCAACACUGGUGUGUUCGUGGACAAUGAUGGUACCAUCAGAUCGUUCUGGCUCACUUACUUGGGAGAAACCAACUGUGACCAGACGAACGAUAUCAUGUACAGAAUGGGCUUGGACGUGGUGGAUGUGAUUGACGUGAUCGAAGGAUUGAAAGCCAACAAGGUUCCUGACAAUCUCAGGCUUUUGGACGCCGAGUUCACUUCCAUGACUGUUUUGCAAGGUAGAACCAGAGGUGUUCCCAAAGACUGGAUCGAGCGUUUCGAGCAAGCGUGUGACGAUGAAAUCAAGUUUUUGGCGGUGGACAGAGUGGCUGUUCCCAUCCACAAGCACGUCAAUCCCUUGAAGAUCGGAGACAUCAUCUUGUCUGUGAACGGCGAAAUCGUCAAGACUAUGAGGGACUUCAAGGUGAUGUACACCCAGGAAAAAUUAAACUUCAAGGUCAUAAGACAAAAGAAGGAAUUGGAGUUGGUGGUCCCAACCGUCGACACCAAGAGCAUCAACACAUCGCACAUCAUUUUUUGGGCAGGUGCCAUUCUUCAGAUUCCUCACUUUGGGGUCCGUCAAAUCAUGGAGAACAUUCCCUCUCAAGUUUACGUCACAAGAAAGAGUGCUGGUGGCCCUGCCACUCAGUACGGCAUUGCUACCAACAGUUUCAUCACCCACGUAAACGAUGUUGAGACCAAGGAGUUGCAAACCUUUAUGGACGUUGUCAAAGAUAUUCCCGAUAACACUUACAUCAAGUUGAGAUUGGUUUCCUUUGACAAUGUGCCCAUGGCCAUUUCUAUCAAGACAAAUUAUCACUACUUCCCGACCUCAGAAAUGAAGCGGGUGAAUGGUGUUUGGGAAGAAAAGGAAUAUAAGUAAUAGAGCUUAAUCAGGACGUUUUUGGUUUAGAGUGAAUUAUACAGAGUAGAUUUGGGGCAGAAUGAGUUGAAGUAGAAUAAAUUACUCACAGUACAUUUGGAGUAGAAUAAAUUAUUCAGUAGUGGAAUGAAUUAUUCACAGUUCUCUGGAACAGAUAGCUUCAGCGAGGUAACCCCUAAUACCAAGAGCAUGGCUGGUCUGAGUGGUAAUUAGCGAUACUGGGUACCCAAUUGGUAUGGUAUAUAUAGUAACGCACAUAAUUAUUAUUACGAGCUUCAUAUCUCAUCAGUACGACUUUGCUGCAC